AUUUGAGCGGACAGCAGGAGAGGCUGGAGUUCUGCAGCGGGGCGAGCCACGUGACUCAUCUUUCUGCUGUUCAGGCUGAGCUGCUCUCCACUUCAACAUUGCAAACAGGGCUGGGAAGGGGAGACCCAGCGAACAGAAACCCACAAAACAAUUCACUUCUCCGAUCCAUUAGUUUUGAGAGAGGAACGCAGAAGCAAGAAACCACUGCCCGAAGUCUCGGAAAAUGUGGGAGCAGGCAAGGGCUCCGGCUGGACCGUCCCGCGGACUGUUGGUUAAAUCAGCCUCCAUGUACUCUGAAAGGCACAAUAAUCCCUCGGAGAUCAGAAGCCUCAUGGCCGAACCUGAUUAUUUUGAUGAUAACCCUGAGCUCAUCAGGCCCAAGAAGCUUCUCAAUCCAGUCAAAGCCUCUAGGAGUCACCAAGAACUGCAUAGAGAGCUCCUCAUGAACCAGAAAAGAGGUUUGGGCUCUGAAAACAAGCCAGAACUACAGCGAGUGCUGGAAUACAGACGGAGAGAUCAGUUGAUUCGACAGAGAAAGGAGGAAGAGGAGGCACGGAAGAUAAAAUCUCCGUUUGAACUUCAGCUUCAGAAAAGACAGCAAAGAUUAGAACAGUUGGAACGAGAGCAAGAGAGAAGUGGAGAAGAACAAGAGAAUGCUCCUGAAUUUAUCAAAGUCAAAGAAAAUUUGCGGAAAACCUCCACUUCCAGUACAGAAAAGAAAGCUGGUUAAUGCUGCGCCUUCCUGCCCCACCUGAAUUUAACUGAUUGGUUAAACUCAGCACCAGUUCUACUUGACUGAUUUGCUAUGCGAUCACUAUCAAGUUCUUUUGAUGUUGUUGUCUGUCUUCAGAGAAUAAUGAAAUAUGAAAUGUUUAUUCUGCUGCGAAUGGAUGGCCAGCUUUUUUGGACAUAAGGAAUGUUGUUUCCAUUGACACUCACCAAAUCUGGUUAUUUGGUGAACACAUUAAAGUACUGCUCUAUGGUGAAGAUAGUUUGGAGAAAGACACAGCUGGUUAGGAUCCACUGACACUGGAUGAAGCUGGAAAGUGAUUUGCUAAAGCAGAGUUUGAGUGAUCCAUCAACACCAUAAAUCCAUUACAUCCUGCUAAAGCUGAUGAUGUGAUCUGCAUUAAGUUAAUUAUGUUCUCACAAACAUUGUAUGAGAUGAUGCAAUGUACAUAAAUAAUUUCAUAAAUUUUAUGCAAAGGUUCUUCAAUCUAAAUAACAUCAGUUGAAUUUUUGCAGUAGUGAUUCUUAACUGUUUAAUGAGGACAUAACAGAAUGUUCCCUUUGACAGGAUGGGAUGGUGAGACAUAUUACAUUGUUGGGUUUUGUGUCAUCAAAAGACACUUUGUGCCUGCAUUACAGUUUGACCAGAUUUUAAUGACUCGUGUGUCUUGGUUUCUUGAUUCAACUGUAUUUGAAUUAAAAGGUUGCUACUAGAAGAUUACAUCAUUGUAAAUGCUGCAUAUGUAUUUUACUAUUAAUCUUGAGCUCCUGAUCAACAGUAAGAUAAAUGGAAUGUAGAAGUAUUUUAUGAAUAUAUCCUUGUAUAGACGCACACAUACAGCCUUCAGCUAAAUUCACAAGAAUCUGCCGGGAAGAUUCAGAGCUGUAAGCUGCUGAUUUUUAGUAAUUGAAUUUAGAUAAAACAACACCUUGUAUUUUGGAAAAAUGUACCCCGUUUCUCAGUGGGGUAAUUGUCUAUACACAUGGGUUGAAGUAAUGAUUGGGUCUGCACAGUUGUAACUUUUACAGUAAACAGAGUAACAAUUGACCUAAACAUUUUAGAAAUAUGUAAGUAUCUUCCAGACAAUAUUUUGAAUUCUGCACUAAUUUUAUUAAGACAUUACUACAGUAAGUUAUUAGCUUGGUACAUUUCUUCAAUGCUUCAUUACCAUUUUCAAUCUUCAGAAAUCAUUGAAAGUAACCCUACAGAAUGUGUAAAAUUUCAUGGAUGUGGCACAAGAAAUAAAGUAACUACUGGUUUAAGGUCAAACUUAAUUUUUUUAAAAGUGCUCAAGUGGUUAAUUGGUGCAGUAUUUUUAUAUUCAUGUUAUUUCUGUUAUAUAUUUCACACUACUAACGUAUAAAUUUUAGUACCAAGUAGUGUCAGGUCAUGGAUACAAUGCUUACUGUAAACAAAACUUAAUUGAUUAUGAAUGUAACUCUGAAAUCACAAAGUAUACUUGAGUUUGGGCUGCUGUUAGCUUUGCUGUCUGUGUAUUAGAUUCACUGGAUAUAAAAUUGAAACAUUUUCUUGCAUUUUACUUGAAUACAGUUGUGAAAAAGUACAACUUGGAUAACACUGUUUAAAUGACAGUUAGCAUUGUUUAUAAUGGUAACAGCUAUCUGUGUAUGUUGUGUGAAUGUUGCUUUUGAGAUGUUACUGAAUAGGUAUUGACUGUUGGGUACGUUUUCUCCCUGUCACAUCACUAUAGUAAACGAUAGUUGCAUAUGUCUAAUAGAAAAUGUCAAGCAGCACUAAUUAUGGAAUGGAGUUUGUUUUCUCACUGCUCAUUUUUGGGGAUUUGUUUUUUUUUUCUGUGUAUAAAAUGUCUCUCAAAUUCAAGUCACCAUGAAUAUUAUUAUAGUAACUCAGUUCAAUUAUUAAUAACAGGAAGAAAACAUUUAUAUGUUCAGCUGUACUGACACCGUCUAUUAAGCUUGUGUCAUUGUACCUUUAAAACUUUGAAAUAAAAUAGAUGCUUAUUUUACUUUGUGGAAACUUCUGGUUUAAUUAGAUU
Rhincodon typus (whale shark) is the source of this 2747-nucleotide messenger RNA. Its product is annotated as protein FAM107B-like. Gene Ontology annotation, biological process: actin filament polymerization; actin filament bundle assembly; regulation of actin cytoskeleton organization. The transcript has 4 exons. The coding region runs from base 224 to 730 and encodes 168 amino acids. Lineage: Eukaryota; Metazoa; Chordata; Chondrichthyes; Orectolobiformes; Rhincodontidae. The record is from RefSeq and is a predicted model, not a curated record. Gene Ontology annotation, cellular component: stress fiber; neuron projection; synapse.